AUGCUGGCGCCGGGCGGGCCCAGCCCCGCGCAGACCUGCGGGGCCGUGGUGGUGGCCGCCGUGCUCCUGCAGUCCGUCUGCGUGGCCGUCACCUUCCUCUACUUCACCAGCGAGCUCAAACAGCUCCAGGACACGUACUCCAAGAGCGGCAUCGCUUGUCUCACCGGGGAAGAAAUCGGAAAUUCCAUCCAAAACUUGGAUGAAAUUGAAAGUGAAGACAGAGAAGCUGAUCCCUGCUGGCAAGUGAAGUGGCACCUGGGAAAGUUAAUUAAAAAGAUUAUGUCGAAAAGCUACGAGGAAAACAUAUCUGCAAUCAACGCUGAAAGAACUCUGGCACUGUCACACACCGACAGGCAGCAGCCACGUGGUCCCAUCCACGGGGCCGCGGCUCAUCUGACGGGCAGCAACAACAGGAGGAGUUCCCUGUUCACACGCUUAGAUUUCUUGCCCAGAAAAGGGUUCGGACAUAAAAUAAACUGGGAAUCGUCGAGGAAGACCCACUCUUUCCUUUACAAUGUGGAGCUGAGAAAUGGCGAGUUAGUGAUACCCCAGACGGGCUUUUAUUACAUCUACUCACAAAUUUACUUUCGCUUCCGUGAAGAUGAGAACGAGGAUUCAGAUUCGUUGGGACAAAUCAGGAACCCCAAACAGCUUGUCCAAUACAUUUACAGACUGACAAAUUACCCUGAGCCCAUUUUGCUCAUGAAAAGUGCAAGAACAAGCUGCUGGUCUAAGAAGGCGGAAUAUGGACUUUAUUCCACCUACCAAGGUGGUGUGUUUGAGCUGAAAAGACAGGACAGGAUUUUUGUCUCUGUCAGUAACAGCGACUUAGUUGACAUGGAGAAAGAAGCAAGUUUUUUUGGAGCCUUCAUGAUCGGCUAAAAGACGAAAAUCAUGCUUCCAAAGGACCCAAAUUCCCUAUUCAGGACCAGCUUAAAAUUCCUGUAAAAUAGGGGAUAAUAAGCAAAAACUGUAUCAAUACCAGCAGUAGCAGACUCCCCUUUCUCAGCUCACUCAUCGCGAGGUCCGAGCGUGCCGAGUUCUCCCCCACCAGCCGGGAAGAGCAGCAGCAGCUGGCUGUGGGUGGCACUGAUUUGUGCAGGCACAGGCACCACUACCCCACCAGGCUGGGGAUGUGAGAGGGUUUCACACCCCACAGAUGAUACCUUUGGCCACAACCCCAGGCAGGUAAGCACCCACCACCAGCAGAGAUGCUCCACACCAGCUCAGCUGCGGCAGGUGGGGUGGCGGAUGUUCCGGGUCCGCUUACUCAAGGGUGAGACAGGAUAUCAGAUUUUACUUGUGGUCUCCAUUGGGACCCUGUCUUGAAUAUCUCAGCUCCUGUAAGGAGCCUUUGUACAUACUGCUUCCCAAGUGCCCACGGAAUUUCUCUGCAAGUUUUUGUUUGAACACGAGUUUUACAGAAGUUAAAAGACGAUCAGAAAAUCAAGCUGCACAUCUUCAUCUCAUCUUACGAAACACUCGAGCUCCUAAUUAAUUUUAAGCACAUGAACAGCCUGACUAAGGGUAUCCACAUGCUUGAAAUUAAGUAUUUGCUUAAGUGGUUUUUUUAGGAUCGUUUCUUGAGUAAACACAUUAGUCUUGUCUUAUUUGCGAUAUUGUACAUAAAAACAGCUGCUGGAAUGGCAGAGAAGAGCUUUUGAAAUCAAUCUGUGUUUUGAUCAAUGUAUUAUAACAGUGCCUAUUUACUUAAUUACUGUGCUGCAAACAUUUCACCAGGCUUCCAGUAAGUUCAGUAAUAUAGUCGCUGUUACACUUCUUAACAGCAAGUACUUGAUCCAGAAAAAAAAGUGGGUUUUUUGUAAAUACUGAAUUCUAUGAGAAAUUUGCCACAAAUUAAGGAUGACGUGGUUCUUCCGUGUUUAUUUGUACUAGUCUUAUUUGGUAGGAUGUAAUGCAGAAUAACACACCCCAAUGACUAACAUUUUUAGGAAAACAGGCACAACUAUCCAUACUUAAACAAAUGCUGCUUUUUUAGGUAAUGCUGUUAUGUUUUGAUUUGAUUUUUUUUUUAGGAACGGGUGAAAUUUUUUCAUAGUUUUGUUAAAUAGUUUUUUUAAAAAUGGCCACUAUAUUUUUUAACUCUUCAAGAAGAACUAUUUUAUAUUAAGAAGAUUUGAAAGUUCAAGUUCUAUGGGCUGGAUUCACAGCAUAACUAGUGUAAUCAGCAUAUCUGCAGCAUUGUCACUGGAGCGACAGCGAUUUGCACCAUGAACACAUUUUGCCCAGAUUGAGAGAAAAAAGGGGGGAAGAGAAGGUACAAGUGAAAACAAAUAAAAUUGGAGGAAAAGGAAGACAGUUCUGCAAAUGCUACUUUACAUCAACAGAAUGAUGCCAGUAGACACUCUGGUUGUCUAUUUUGAAUGCACCAAGGUUGCCGUGGGAACCCUCACAUUCACCUGCACGUUCUGGUAAUCAAAUCCCCGAGCAGCCCCUGCACAUGGGCCUCACGAGUAAAGAUGCUCGUUCAUCUUACUACUCAGUCAACAAGAGGAAAUUAAUAGACACGAGCCCCUGCAUUUAUUUUGCCAUUCAGAAAAGAAGGUAUGUGGGUUGACUUAAAUACCUGUGUUGGAGCAGCAAGAGAGAGAAUUUCAGGAAUACCCUCCUUUAGACAGAUUAGGGCAAAGAAACACUCAGCUGUAAGCCUGAAAUAAAGAGUUGUAACUUUUGCCUGCUGGUUUAACAGUGUCUCACACACUGUUUUCAGUGGUAAUCAAAUAUGUGAAAUUCUUCACCAUUUACUGAAACACUUUGGUUUGCCUCCUUCUGAAAUCAUCUGUUUCGACAGAGAACAGAGAAUAUUUUUUGCAGUUUUCUUUCUGAUUUCAGUAUUUAAUUCAGGAAUUUUCUGCCUACCAGAAAAGGCUGGGAGAACAGAGCCAUUCCCUGCGUAGCUGUAUGUCUGCUGUCUUGGAGAAAUGACUUCUGUAGGUUGUCCUUGCAAGUGGACAGAGCCUUCCAAUCUCAGCACCGGACUGGCCCACGUUGUCAGGUUUGAGGUGGUUUUUUUAGAAAUUUACUAUAUUAAUAAUUUUUAAUUUUUUUUUUUAAAUAUUUUUUUAGCAACUUAUUUGAAUGAAAAUUUAUUUGCACUGUGAAAAAGUGCUGGUGGCAGCUUAGAGUCAGAAACCCUACCCAUGGCUAAGAACCAAUUUGUGUAAUGUGGAGUCGUGGCUGCUAAAAGGGACUGGAAGGAAUCCAUGGGGGACUCCACAAACCUACAGCUCAUGCUAAGACAAACUAUUACAAACAGAUUUUCUUGCUCUAUGUACUGUCCUUAACUCUCAAUUAACACUAUGCCCAUUGUCACUGGGGGAAUGCUCCCUGGCUUUACCUUUGUUUGUUACCUAAAUGUACAUAUUCGUGGUCUCUGCAUGCAGAGCAUAACACAACAGGAAAUACAGGUAAUCAUUUCUGAAUAAUCCAAAAGCAUGCUUGACAGAUAUUAUCUCGAUGGGUCGUUAUCAAGGAACAUAAGACAGGACACGCUUGAAGAAGAUGGGAAAAACAUAGUAAGUUCUGUUUCUAUCGUAUCCUGAGUCAUACCUUUCAUCUCAUUUUAUGUUGAAUAUCAAAUGUAGCAAAUUUUUAUUUGUGGAUGUGGGUUCCAUUAAUGUGUGAAUAUUGUAAAUUUUUCUAUAUACUUUUUAUAUAAAAUGUUUUUACUAAAUA
This is a messenger RNA of Lepidothrix coronata (blue-crowned manakin), 3696 nucleotides long. RefSeq names its product tumor necrosis factor superfamily member 10 (gene TNFSF10). Gene Ontology annotation, molecular function: CD40 receptor binding; tumor necrosis factor receptor binding. Gene Ontology annotation, cellular component: membrane. The record is from RefSeq and is a predicted model, not a curated record. The coding region runs from base 1 to 882 and encodes 293 amino acids. The transcript is spliced from 5 exons. NCBI's taxonomy places the organism in Eukaryota, Metazoa, Chordata, Aves, Passeriformes, Pipridae. Gene Ontology annotation, biological process: immune response.